Molecule: messenger RNA, 3290 nt
Organism: Symsagittifera roscoffensis
Lineage: Eukaryota; Metazoa; Xenacoelomorpha; Acoela; Convolutidae
Product: FYVE and coiled-coil domain-containing protein 1-like
Exons: 3
Coding region: 5-3094 (1029 amino acids)
Biological process (GO): positive regulation of autophagosome maturation; plus-end-directed vesicle transport along microtubule
Cellular component (GO): lysosome; late endosome; autophagosome
Molecular function (GO): metal ion binding
Source: RefSeq, a predicted model, not a curated record
UCAGAUGAACGAAAAGGGAUUGGAAAUUUUGCGUGGAAUAAAAGAAUGCGUUGAUUUUGUACGAGGAAAUAGCAGUUCACGGGAAGUUCAGGAGGAUAACAUUGGAAUUGUUUUGCUUCUGAUCAGAGUCGAAGAUUUAACUAGACGUGGCCUCCGUCAAAAGAAGAAUACUGAUUAUUUCGAUUUUUUUGCUUCAUGUCUUCGAAAAGAUCUUGAUUUCGGAUCGCUUUUCAAAAAGUUUGAAUUGAUCCAAGAGUUGAAAACAAGUAUAGGAAAAGGAAGAGCUCUUCUGAGGCACGUUCUGUCAUUGAAUUUACUUACAUCUUUCUUUAGAGUAUGUCUCGAUUCAAAAACAAGCGCAUCUUGGUAUGCACCCCAAGCUUAUUUCCGCGAUAAAGACUUCAUCGAUAAAUUUUUAUCAGUCAUUUGUGAAAUUGAUGCAUAUAAAUUCAAUUUUGAAAUUCGCUUGAAAGAAAUUGACUUUUCUUGGCCAUUUGAAGAUUUGCUCUACCGAGCCAAUGGCAAGUACUAUCUUUACCCUGAAAAGGUUAACGAAUUUCGUAGUCAGUCGGUUUUCAACGAAGUUGAAAAUUAUAAAGCAGUCAAUGAAUCUCUCAAUAGCGAAGUGCCUGUAAAUCAAAAUUUGCAGCUUGAAAUUCAGAUGUCCAAAAUGCAGCUCAAUUGCGAGCGCCUCGAGCUAGAGUUAGCGAAAAAAGACGAAGAACUUCAAAAGACUAAAGAUGAAAUGGAUUAUCUGCGGCAAUUGACCUUGCUGUUGAGAUCAUCGCCCGAUGGUGCUAAUAAUACGAGUCAGUCCUCAUUAGAAUUCGCCGGGACGCUCGAUACUUCAUCGGCUAGUGAGAAAGCUUCGUUGAAAGUCAACGAUGGCAGUGGAAAUACAUGGCUCGAUGAAAUGAUGGAACAGCAGAAACGGUUGAACGAUGAAGUUGCUUCACAUGCGUUGUUGAAACAGGCUAUGGAUCUAAAACAGUCUGAACUUGAGCAACAAAUUCAUCAAUUGAAAGAGGAAUUGAGCUCUAUUAAAGCAAUACGAAGUCCACCAACAGAUACAAAAAGCUGCCAAAGUGAAGCUGUGCACCAAGUUGACCGCGAAACUGAAGCUUGUGAUUUGCUAAAUGAGUCUUUAAUGUCAAAUAAUGAAAAGGAACAAAGCUGUAACACAUCGUUUGGACCACUGACAUGGUCGAAUGGCGGAGAAACAACGGGAACUCUUAGUUUAACUGAAGAGCUUGAAAAGUUAGCAAAGAAAUAUGCGGAGGCCAGAAGCCAAAUAGCUGAAUUACAAGAACUGAACGAGCAUUUUGAGUCAUCCGAGAAUGGCAAAGUGGGAGCUCAGAAAGAAAAAUUCAAAACAAUGAAAUCUGAAAACGAUGAAAUCAAAAAUCGUUUUUUAUUAGUCGAAAAAGAAUUGAGAGAAAAAGAACUUAGCUACAAGUCUAUGCUUGUGGAAAAUGAGAAAAUGAACCAAGAAGUUCAAAAAAUACACAACAGUUUAAAACUACGCGAUGAAGACAUAUCAAAACUUCAAGAAGAAAAAUCUGAUCUCAUUCGAGAAAAUGAGAUCUUACAGACAAAUUUGGAUAGUUCUACUACAGAUCUUAAAGCAUUGAGAGCAAAGCUUAUUGCUCUGGAAACCCAAUUAUCUGAAAUUGAACUGAAGUUCAAAAGUCAAUCGACCGAGAAUUCAAAACUUUCGGAUGUUUGCACCGACGUGCAGGAGGAUAAUAUGAAGCUAAGAAGUGAAGUGAGCGAGCUAAGAGAUAAGCUUGAUUGCACAGUGGCGUCUUCACGGAGCCAAGUAACAGCCAUUUCGACAGAGAGGGACUCAAUCCAUAAUCUGUAUAUGGAUGCUAAGCGACAACUAAUUUUCAACGAUAGACUUCACCAGCAAGCUUUGAACGAGAAACAGGAGCAAAUUGAAAUGUUCACCAGAAAACUGUUGUCACUUACGAAAGAAAAAGACGUGAUGUGGCAGCAGCUUGAUAGGGUCCAAGAAAUCAGCCAGUCCACGCUAAUCGGAGGAUGGGUGAAUGAAAACGACGUGAAACAAUGUGCCUUGUGCCAAAUAACGUUCACUCUGUUUGUCAGGAAGCAUCAUUGCAGAAGCUGUGGUAACGUUUUUUGCGUGGCAUGUUCGAACCAUUUCAUAUCAGUUGCACAUUCCAAUAGAAAGGAGAGAGUUUGUACGACUUGCUCUAAUAACAGAAAAGACGCGAGGAUUUUGUUGAGCCAGCAGAAGUUGGAUUCGCCAAAUUUGGACGCGAUGGAAGAACAGAAGUUCAAUAAACAAGUCAAACUAUCGAAAGAGAAGUUCAUAACCGGCGGACGAUUUGCAAACAGUGUCAACUCUUUAGUGGGACUUGAUACAAGCUACCAUUCUUCGCCUCCGGGAUCUAUAGGCAGUCUUCAGAUCAGAAGUAUGCACAAAUCAGCAACAAUGAUGCCAGGACUCACACCUAACAUGUCAGGCAGUGCAAGUAUGUUAGAUGGAAAUCAAUAUGGAUCAUUCAUUGAAAGCGCAAGUCGUCCCGAGACACCUGAAAGAGAUACUUUAUACAAUGACCGGUCAAAAUCGGUGCCUGGAUUGGAAAUGCCCUCAUCGGACCUUCAGAACUUGGUGAAUGCGCCCUUGGAAAAUACUGUGUAUGGUCCAUGUGAGAAGCAAGGGCAAGUUGUCUUAGCGCCUGGUCAAAAUCGAGGCGUUCCACUUCAAGUGGAUUGUUCCGGCUCUACGAUUUCAUGGACUUUUUCAUCUGUUCCAAAAUGUAUCCAGUUUGCGUUGCUGUUUCGCGAAAACUCGCAUGUGCAGUCUGACGGAUCCUGGCAAAGCCCGGAUUCAGAUGACAAUGCAAACAGUGUCUUCUCAGAUAACGGUGCUAACUCAUAUCAGAGAUCUGCUCUAAAGAAGUCAUCUCUUCACGUGAUCAUUCCUUUGCUCACGUGCCGGUCACAUCAGGAACCGGUCAAUGGAGAGAUCCUUGUAAAAACCCCGGGAACGUAUAUCAUCUAUUUUGACAAUUCCAGGAGCAAAUAUACGGCGAAAAAAGUUGAAUAUUAUGUGUGCAUAAACUAAAUCUCAAUUGCCAAAUUACUCAUUUCAAAAUAACUAUUGACAUUAUUUCACUGAAAUUCAUCGGCUGCAGUAUCUGAAUUGUUUUCGUGUAAAUUAGAAAAUAUUUUAAAUUAUUUGCUUAAGUUAAAUCUUUAUCUGCCAUAGUUUCUAUAUUUCCAGUCUUCUCUCUCUUCACAAUACAGUUUCACAAUUAAAA